ACUGUCAAAGUUUCAAUUUUUUACAACACAGCAAUAGUUUCAAGCUUUGUUUAUAAAUCUAUUUAACAUGGAUUUAUUAGAUAAUGAGAUCAGGCAGUGGGAUGCCAAUGACGUGAAGGAACAAUUUGGUGAUAAUCUCACGUUGUUGCCUUUAAAUGACAAUAUAAAGGAGUUGCAGAGGAUUUUACGGGACAAAAACACAUCCCGCAGUGACUUCAAGUUCUAUGCAGACCGCCUCAUCCGCCUUGUGAUAGAGGAGAGUUUGAACAAGCUGCCCUUCACUGAUUGCGAAGUUGUCACACCUACUGGAGCACUGUAUAAGGGACUGAAAUAUGGGGCGGGAAACUGUGGUGUAUCUAUUGUUAGGUCCGGAGAGGCUAUGGAACAGGGUCUCCGCGACUGUUGCCGGUCGAUCCGCAUCGGCAAGAUCUUGGUGGAGAGCGACACGGACACACACGAGGCGCACGUCGUGUACGCCAAGUUCCCCGAGGAUAUAUCUCGAAGACAAGUGCUGCUCAUGUAUCCUAUCAUGUCCACCGGGAAUACUGUUAAACAGGCUGUAAACGUAUUAACCCAGCACGGCGUAAAAGAAGAGCGGAUAAUUCUAUCCAACCUAUUCUGUACGCCGGCAGCCGCACAAGCAGUAGUAGACUAUGUUCCUAAGAUGAAGAUCUUGACCUCCGAGCUGCACCCCGUGGCCCCCAACCACUUCGGACAGAAAUACUUUGGAACCGACUGAUAUGAAAACUCCCAAGAGUUUUAGCAAGUACUUAUUUAAUUUUUAAUUUACUUUUUAUUUUAUUUUAGCGAAGUCAUGUAUUUAGUCUUUAUUUUUAUUUCGUUGUAUUUGUUGCCAGUUUAAAAUUUAAAACAGAUAUGAAUUGAAUAAUUUUAGUAUAAUUUGGUUUUUAAGGUAGAUUGUUGAUUGAAUUUAACAGGCAUUUCAGUGUGUAAGUCAAAGGACGAAUAUUCGAUAUAUGUAUUUUUGUAACUGUCUCCUGACGUACGCGAUGAAGUGCUAGGAUAUUUUGAGCUACGUGCUUAUUUAGGUUCAUACUUAUGUAUCAAUUAAAAUCUUAUAAUAGUAGGUACAAAAUAUAUCCAAUCAAAUUGAUAUUCUAUGAAUAAUAUCUUUCCUACGUGUUCUUACCAUAUUAUCAUAAGUACUUAAUUUGUGUUGCCAAUUACCGCAGUUUGUACUAAAAAAGCUUAAAUAAUCCAAAUGACUAGCUCUAGUAUUAAUGUAAGUGAAAUCGAUCUAUUUAUAUCUGUUAGAAUAAAUGCAUUUGUGAUAUUGCAGAGUUGCUUGUAUGUUAUAAUUUUAGUUACAAAUUUACUAAAUUGUAAAUAAAAUCAAAUCAAU
Molecule: messenger RNA, 1363 nt
Organism: Trichoplusia ni (cabbage looper)
Lineage: Eukaryota; Metazoa; Arthropoda; Insecta; Lepidoptera; Noctuidae
Gene: kri
Product: uracil phosphoribosyltransferase homolog
Exons: 4
Coding region: 68-739 (223 amino acids)
Source: RefSeq, a predicted model, not a curated record